Messenger RNA from Galdieria sulphuraria, 1809 nucleotides. Its product is annotated as archaeal ATPase. The record is from RefSeq and is a predicted model, not a curated record. The transcript has a single exon. NCBI's taxonomy places the organism in Eukaryota, Rhodophyta, Bangiophyceae, Galdieriales, Galdieriaceae. The coding region runs from base 36 to 1346 and encodes 436 amino acids.
UGUUGAAAGUUUCGAGUUGUAUCAGUCUUUGGAUAAUGCAAACAAUAUACCAAUUAAAAGAACCACAAAUUGACAGGGAAGAGGACGUCAGGACAAUUAUACAGACGUUUCUUUUUCAGUUCUCGGAGAAGGCGUACGGUGGGCCUUCGUUCAAUCGCCCGGCUUGCUGUUUUGCGCCACAUAUUUAUGGAGCCGGCAAAACAUUUGUAGGCCAAAACUUUUUGGCCUAUUUGAAUAUUUUUGCAGAGCGUGAGUGUUCCAAUGCACAGACUUUUCAACAACUACACAGUUCAAACGAUAACCCCCAACCGAGUGAGUUGAAAGUGCCUUGGAAACACUUUGCGGAACAAACUUUGUCAGUUAUCUUAGAACUAAGAGAGAGCUUUUCUGAUGCUCCUUUUCCAAGUUUUCGAAAGGCUUUGAUGUAUAAUAUUAUUUUGAACGCUUACCGACAAAAUGGUAAAGAUGCGGACGCUCUUCAAAUAGCCGAAAGGACGGUAAAGAAUUUUGAUAUUGUAGGAGCUAUUAAUUGGCUUCUCGAACAAUUUCAGAAACGAUAUUUAUUUUUGAUGAUAGACGAACUUAGCCACCUGAGUUACCUCACCACAUACUAUAGUGAACUUACCACGAAACAGUUUUUUGAGUCUGACCCAAAAUAUGUACCUUUCCGCAAUUUCUUCCGCAUUCUACGUAGUUUUUUGAUUACAGGGAAGGUAAUUGUCUAUGUGGCAGGUCGAACUGCUGAAAUCUCAGCCCCCCUGUCUGAUGCUCGCUCCAGUAGAGUGAGUCUCCGUAUGUUGCGGUUGAAUCUCUUUAACCUCCAUGAUAUUAACGAAUAUAUUGAGCUGGCAACUUAUGAUGGAAAGUCCUUGAAGGACUGUUUAUUGCCCUCUGAUGAAUUACGAUAUCGAUUCGUAGAAUUGUUGAAGAAGAAGACAGGGGGUAUUCCGUUGAUUGUAAAGAAUACUUUACUAGCCCUAGUAGGGAAACUUGCAAACUUAUCGCAACCUGUUACCAACGAUGAAAAUAUGGAACUUUUGUUAGAUAGUGUCUUUAGCUCUUUACUACUAGAGUCAGUAACGUUUAUUAUUCCAGAGAUACUAGAUUCCGCAACCCUUCUUCGAUAUCAAUUUGUCCUUUUGAAUUAUCAGCUCGGGACAGUUUUUCCAAUUAACUUUGUAAUUACUAUAUGCGGAACGAGAACUUAUUUGAUGGACUUGGUUGCAACUUUUGGGUUUUACUCUGAAAUUUGUGGUACUGACGGGAUUGAUAUGGCCACUAAGUUCAAGAUUGGUUGUUGUGAAUUUGUAUUGAGAGCUCAUAGCAAAGAUAACUUUUUCCGUUAGGCUACUGAACUCUUGCCUUUAUAUCCGUUUAGUUAUAUUCCCGAUAGUGCAACGGCAAAAGGAGUCUUCUUUGAAUUUGUAUUUAGGAAGAUUUUUCGCUUUCGCUCAUGCGCCUAAACCCAUUUCGAAUUCAGAAGCUAAGCGCCCUCAGGCUUGGUUAGCACUGAGGUGAGGGAUCACUCAGGAACCCCAAGUGCCGUACGUUUCUUUGUCCUGUUUUUUUCCGACUAUAUGAAAAGAGAAACCAAGUGUAAAGAGAAAUAGGUGUUUUUAAAUUUUUGUUAUUAUAGAAUACAAAAGGAAUCAUUGUUGGCCAAGAAAACUGAUUGCGAAGAAACGACAACAAAACACAUACUUGUCGAUUCAAGUGCAAAAACAAGUUGAGUUUAACCAGCAUUUUUCUUUCGAGUAUAGAAAUCUUGAGGAUUCCAUAAAGCUUGGUCAUAAAUUGUGUCCUAACAGU